AUGCCUGUGUGCUUUCGACGAUCUCGACGAGGCGCUCUAAUAGCCCUUGUACUAUUUGUGUUUGCAGUACACGACCUGCUGUACCGUCUCGAUUCGAGAGCUCCGGAGCCCCCAGCUGCAGCCGCGAACAUUCCUCUGGGGCGGGUCUUUAUUGCCAGUAACCACUGGAACUCGGCUAAAAUUCUAAAGUCCCAUUGGUCUAAUUCGGUUCUGGAGCUUAUAGCAAAGAUCGGCCCCGAGAAUGUUUACUUUUCGUUGUACGAGAGUGGGAGUUGGGAUGACACAAAGGGGGAGCUUCGGCAGCUCGAUAGUCGACUUGAGGAAUUAGGGGUUGCGAGAACUAUCAUAAUGGAUGAGACCACACAUUCCGACGAGAUAAGCAAGCCCCCCGAGGAUGAAUGGUGGAUAGAGACGAAGAGCGGGAAAAAAGAGCUGCGCAGAAUACCGUAUCUUGCUAGGCUGAGAAAUAUUGUGCUGGAACCACUGCUGUCGCCGGAGGUGGCGAAUGCCACCCACUCCUUUGACAGGAUAUUAUUUCUAAACGAUGUUAUUUUCACGCCAGAUGAUGCCAUCAAACUGAUGCAAACGCGCUCUGGUGAUUAUGCUGCUGCAUGUGCACUAGAUUUCGCUGUUCCCCAUAAGUUCUAUGACACUUUUGCUUUACGAGACUCGACGGGUCGUCCCGCAGCUAGCUUGGAGUACCCAUAUUUUGGUGCUGGGAGGUCACGUCAAUCCUUACUUCGAGGAGAGCCAGUACUUGUGAGAUCGUGCUGGAAUGGAAUGGUGUCUUUUGAUGCCAAGCCCUUUAUUGCAAAACAGCCUCUCCGCUUCCGUGGGAUACCGGAUAGCCUUGCGUUACACCAUCUCGAAGGUAGCGAGUGUUGUCUCAUUCAUUAUGAUAAUCCUCUGUCUUCUAGCCGUGGUAUAUACCUCAAUCCACAGGUCAGAGUAGGGUACAAGGAGCCCGCCUACCUAUCAGCCAAAUCGUGGCCGUCAAUACGAGAUACAAUUCCGGGAAUGUUCAUACGGGCAACAACGUGGAUUAUAGAUCUACCAUGGAAAGAUAGAAAAGUUGAUGCACGGCUAAAAAAAUGGGGAGGUAAGGAGGUUGGGAGAGACUGUUUGAUCGACGAGAUGCAGAUACUUGCAGAUAACGGUUGGAAGCAUAUGUAA
This is a messenger RNA of Morchella importuna, 1173 nucleotides long. RefSeq lists its product as uncharacterized. NCBI's taxonomy places the organism in Eukaryota, Fungi, Ascomycota, Pezizomycetes, Pezizales, Morchellaceae. The transcript has 3 exons. The coding region runs from base 1 to 1173 and encodes 390 amino acids. The record is from RefSeq and is a predicted model, not a curated record.